Molecule: messenger RNA, 1360 nt
Organism: Ostrinia furnacalis (Asian corn borer)
Lineage: Eukaryota; Metazoa; Arthropoda; Insecta; Lepidoptera; Crambidae
Gene: Cdk9
Product: Cyclin-dependent kinase 9
Exons: 7
Coding region: 161-1360 (399 amino acids)
Biological process (GO): protein phosphorylation
Cellular component (GO): nucleus
Molecular function (GO): ATP binding; cyclin-dependent protein serine/threonine kinase activity; RNA polymerase II CTD heptapeptide repeat kinase activity
Source: RefSeq, a predicted model, not a curated record
AAUAGCCAUAGAGGAGAAGAAGAAGAAGAAGAUUUUUUGUGGUAUUUUUUAGCAAUUUGGGGAAAGCAAUUCCUUAAUUCAGUCAGUUAUAGUUUAGAUAGUGUCGAGGUGUGUCGUUUUCCCCGGGAGUGAAGUUAAAACUACCACGAUUACGUCUAAAAUGCAAAGCGUGAGCGCCCCUGGGGGGCAAGCUCCGCCAGUCAUCAGCACAAGUUCGACGAUCCUGAAUAUGCGGGAAAAAGAGAAGUACGUUGAAGAUUUCGAGUUCCCAUUCUGCGAUGAGUCUUCCAAAUACGAAAAAGUGGCCAAGAUCGGUCAAGGAACCUUCGGAGAAGUGUUCAAAGCUCGAGCUCGGAACAGUAGUAAAAAAUUCGUGGCAAUGAAGAAAGUACUCAUGGAUAACGAAAAGGAAGGGUUUCCUAUCACUGCCUUGCGAGAAAUAAGGAUACUACAGCGUCUGAAACACGAGAAUGUUGUGAAUUUGAUCGAAAUAUGUCGGACUAAGGCUACACUGCACAAUAAGUAUAGGUCAACUUUCUACUUGGUUUUUGACUUUUGUGAACACGAUUUGGCAGGUUUAUUGUCGAAUGUGAACGUGAAAUUCAGUCUCGGCGAGAUUAAGAAGGUCAUGCAGCAGCUAUUGAAUGGGUUAUACUACAUUCAUAGCAAUAAGAUCUUACAUAGAGAUAUGAAGGCUGCCAACGUUCUGAUUACCAAGAACGGUAUCUUAAAACUCGCUGACUUCGGUCUGGCGCGUGCCAUCAGUGUAGCCAAGUCUGGACAGGCUAACAAGUACACAAACAGAGUUGUGACAUUAUGGUAUAGGCCUCCGGAGCUGUUAUUAGGUGACCGCAACUACGGUCCUCCAGUCGACAUGUGGGGUGCUGGUUGCAUCAUGGCCGAAAUGUGGACACGGUCACCCAUCAUGCAGGGUCCAACGGAGCAGCAGCAACUGAUCCUGAUCUCCCAGCUGUGCGGUUCCUGCACGCCAGACGUGUGGCCUGGCGUGGAGAGCUUGGAUCUAUACAAUAAGAUGGAACUGCCUAAAGGACAGAAGAGGAAAGUCAAGGAAAGGCUAAAGCACUAUGUAAAGGACCCGUACGGCUGUGAUUUAUUGGACAAGCUGCUGCAGUUGGACCCAGCCAAGAGAUACGACGCGGAUACGGCUCUGAACCACGACUUCUUCUGGACGGACCCGAUGCCGUGCGACCUGGCGAGCAUGCUAGCGCAGCACACGCAGAGCAUGUUCGAGUAUUUGGCGCCGCCGCGACGCCCCGGGCAUUUGCGUCACCACCACCACGUAGCGGGAGCGCAGCCUAAACCGGCGCNCCCAGAAAGGGCCAAAACAGACGGUCCAUGA